AUGAAGGGGUCUAAGACUACGACCGGAUUGCAAAAAGGCGAUACUAGAACGGCUGUUAUCAUCUAUGGUCCCGGCCAGGAGCGCAUAGUAUCAGUUUUCGCAGACGUCUUAGGGAAACCGUAUCGCAUGGCCGACAGCUUUCAGGGCAUAACUUCUAUAGAGCAAGAAUUGGUACUUGGAAUAUCAUCAGGGAGCGCCAAGAUUGAUAUUUCUUCGCGAAAUCGAGAUGCGGUUGUUGCGAUUAAUGCUCACUGCGUCAAUCUCGGGAUGCCUCCGGACACUUAUAUAUCUGCGCAGUGCGACUACGAGUUCUUGUAUCCCGAAGCGUCAUUCUCACGUCGAGACCUAGCCCGCUUUAUUUCCUUCACCCUCGGUCAGAUUAACCACCAUGACGCAUUAAUGUCAAAGCCGCGCACUUAUUUCAUUUCGACCACAUUUCCUGAUGUUCGGGCAGCCCUUCCUAACAUAGAUAUUCUCACAGUUGGUGCUGACGCUGUAGAACUACGUGUCGAUCUCCUCAAAGAACCUUUAAAUGAUGGUAGUUUUGCGCCGAUACCUAGUCUAAGUUACGUUGGGGAACAAGUUAUGCUGUUGCGCCAGAGGACAGAAUUGCCCAUCAUUUUCACGACAAGAUGUACGAAGGAGAACGGUCGGUUUCCGAUGGAUAAUCCCGACUUGUAUUACGAAUACCUCUUCCGGGCUAUCCAGUGGGGUGUCGAAUAUAUCGAUGUCGAGCUUUGGCUUCCGGAACAUAUCCGUCGGAGGCUGUACGAAAAACGCGGGAGCAGUCGUAUUAUGUCUGCGUUCCACGACUUUUCUGGCACAUUCAGAUGGCCUUCGGCCCAAGCAGAGUCUAUCUUCCUCGAGUCUCGAAAAUUUGCUGAUAUCAUAAAAAUGAUAUCAAUAAUCAACGAUCACAACGAAAAUUUCGAGUUGGAAUACUUCCGCUCGAAAAUUCGAGGCGAAUAUCCAGACUCGCCCCCCCUUUCAGCCGUCAAUAUGGGUGAAACUGGUCAGUUCUCGAGAACUCUAAACAAGGUCUUCACACCUAUCACCCACCCUCUUCUUCCGAUAAUUGCAGCGCCAGGUCAGAUGAGUGCUGCUGAGAUUAACGCCGCACUGUCAUUGCUUGGCCAACUUCCAAAGAAGAGUCUCUACGGAAUUAGUAGCCCAUUCUCCCGUAUUGCGACUCCUCACGCGCCCUUCUACGAGAAGUGUUUCAACGAGCUUGGCUUACCACACCAAUUUGCUGUUGUCGAAAGACACCUUAAGGGACCUACCUGCGUGGAGGCGUUGUGCAAUCAAAAAUCCUUCGGCGGGGCAUAUUUGAGUCCGCCAGUAUCUUUGGCAAGUCUCAUGUAUGAGAGCUCUUUCUUUGCGAGACUCAAUAAUGGAUUGGGCCCAUCACUCACUGAAGCUGCUCGUACGAUUGGUAUGGUUGAUACCAUCGUUGUUCAAUCUCGGUCGUCUCCACCAUCCUCAGCACCUCCCGCCACUCCUUCAGGUUCUGACCGGAGUGUUGACACGUCCCUAAACUUUGGCAUCGGCAAUUGUAACGGGCUACCACCAAGCUCGACACUAAUUUUUGAUAACGCAAAUUGGCGUGGCAUCGUCAGUACUCUGACGCGUGAUCUUGCGCCCUCAGCUUACUCUGGUCGUGCGGCAGUUGUCCUGGCAGCAAAUUCCGACGAUGCAGCGUCAGCUAUGUACGCAUUGAAAGCGCUUCGAAUUGGUAAGGUAUAUACUGUUGGUUUCAAGACACCCCCUAGUCUAGCCCGCGGCCUCGAAGUCGAGCCCUUCAACAGUUUAGAGAGUCUCCAAAGAGCGAGGAUGGUGCGUGAUAAGGCUAGCCCUUUCGUAAUCAUCUCUGCUCUGGGACCCGAGAAAUCCAAUAUCGUCGGGAUGCUUGUGCGUGUGUUUGGAGGCUCAAGAGGCUCGUCCACGCAGAUUCGCAAGGUAUUCCUGGACCUGGCCGAUGGACCGAGGAAAGGAGACCCAAGCGCGGUUGCUGAACAGAGUGGCUUCGCCGCGUACGGCGUAGCAGAUACGACAGCAUUCACAACCGUAGAAACUCUUAGGUUGCUCGUCGGGCAAAAUGUACCCUACAGCUUUGUGCGGCUUGCGGGCGGCCAGGGAAUGUUUUAA
Messenger RNA from Daldinia loculata, 2145 nucleotides. RefSeq names its product aldolase. Bases 1 to 2145 code for a protein of 714 amino acids. The transcript has a single exon. Gene Ontology annotation, molecular function: 3-dehydroquinate dehydratase activity. The record is from RefSeq and is a predicted model, not a curated record. NCBI's taxonomy places the organism in Eukaryota, Fungi, Ascomycota, Sordariomycetes, Xylariales, Hypoxylaceae.